AUGCAAAUCCUUAGAAAUUUUGCAAUUCAAAUUUUCACUCAAAUUUCUCAUGAAACAAAAGCAGUGAAUGACUCAACAAGUGAGCUUUUAAUGUGGGCGAACCAAACAACGAUGUUUGCUUAUUCGGAAAAGGAAGCGUUAACGUCAUUGCAAGUUCUUGCUUCACUCUAUUUAUGUGUGGGUUUAGAACGAAAAUCUAUCUUUGUUCUUAGAAUUCUUGUUCACGAUGUUGCCAGCAACAGGUGA
Molecule: messenger RNA, 246 nt
Organism: Clunio marinus
Lineage: Eukaryota; Metazoa; Arthropoda; Insecta; Diptera; Chironomidae
Source: the annotation of a GenBank genome assembly